This is a messenger RNA of Erigeron canadensis, 789 nucleotides long. RefSeq names its product transcription factor bHLH118-like. Lineage: Eukaryota; Viridiplantae; Streptophyta; Magnoliopsida; Asterales; Asteraceae. The coding region runs from base 1 to 789 and encodes 262 amino acids. Gene Ontology annotation, molecular function: DNA-binding transcription factor activity, RNA polymerase II-specific; RNA polymerase II transcription regulatory region sequence-specific DNA binding; protein dimerization activity. Gene Ontology annotation, biological process: regulation of transcription by RNA polymerase II. The transcript has 3 exons. The record is from RefSeq and is a predicted model, not a curated record. Gene Ontology annotation, cellular component: RNA polymerase II transcription regulator complex.
AUGGAUUCACCAAGCACAAAACAUAACCAAAUAAUGUUCUCUUUACAGCAAGGUGAUGAUUUUGUGGAUCACGAACAAUCUUUUUUGAUUUCUUUCCAACAACAAGAAGAUUACUCACCCGAUUUUCAUGAACAUGUUUCCUUGGUGAAUGACAUGGGUAAGAGUAGUGCAAAUCGUCCCGAAAGCAGCAACAGGAAAAGAACUGGAAACCCGAAUAAACCCAAUUUGGGUACUAGUGGUGGCUCAGUAGGAGAUGGUGAAGAUGAUAAGAAGAAAAUGGCUCACAGAGAGAUCGAAAAACAACGAAGGAAAGAAAUGGCUAAACUUUAUGCUAGUCUUAGGGAUUUACUUCCUCUUGAAUUUGUCAGGGGAAAGCGGUCAAUAUCGGAUCAUAUGCACCAGGCAGUAGAUUACAUCAAACAAUUAGAAGAAAAUGUUAAAGGGCUCGGUAUGAAGAGAGAUCUGCUCAAGAAAUACUCAGAUACUAAUGGAAGUUCAUCAAUGAUGAAUAAUCUCCCUAAUACGGUCUCAGCAAGCUUUUGCAACGGGGGAGUCGAGAUUUUGAUCAACAGUUGCUCGAUAGGAGACGGUUUCAGCCUUUCAGGAGUCUUAACAACUCUUCUUGAAGGAGGACUUAGUGUUACAAACUGCAUUUUAACUAAAUUAAAUGAUAGGUUCCUUCACUCUAUUCAGUGUGAGGCUAGUGAUCUGUCGGUGAUUGAUUUAUCAAUGUUGCAACAAAGACUCGUAUUUGUAGCCAAUUAUGCUACUCAGCCACAUUUUGUCUAG